This is a messenger RNA of Kwoniella shivajii, 1071 nucleotides long. RefSeq lists its product as uncharacterized. Gene Ontology annotation, molecular function: zinc ion transmembrane transporter activity. Gene Ontology annotation, biological process: zinc ion transmembrane transport. The transcript is spliced from 7 exons. Bases 1 to 1071 code for a protein of 356 amino acids. The record is from RefSeq and is a predicted model, not a curated record. Gene Ontology annotation, cellular component: plasma membrane. Lineage: Eukaryota; Fungi; Basidiomycota; Tremellomycetes; Tremellales; Cryptococcaceae.
AUGCUACAAGCAUAUAUCUUUCUCGCCUAUACGAUCACCGUCGUUGCGGCUGACUACACCGACAGUUCGGCUGAUCUUGACUCUUGCAUCAGCUCAAGUCCUGAAACUUACAAUUUACCACUACAUGUAGCAUCAGUGUUUAUCUUGCUAGUCGCGUCUGGCUUUGGAGUUGUCCUACCUGUUGUGAUGGGUUCCGUGUCUAGUGGAAAUGCGUUCUUCCAUAAAGCGUUCUUCGUUCUGAAAUACUUUGGAACGGGUAUAAUCAUUAGUUUAGCAUUCUGCCAUCUUUUGCAAGACUCUUUUGAGACGUUUUCAAAUGAAUGCAUUGGCGAAAUGGCAUACGAGCCUACUGCGCCAGCCAUCGCUAUGGGAUCUAUGCUUCUAAUAUGGCUAGUAGACUACUUUGGUGCUCGCUGGGCUGCUCGGCGAAAGUCUCCAGACGUCGUACCGGAUGGAUCAGCGAAAAUCGACACCCAAACUCCUCUGGAGUCAUCCCCCAAUAGCGAUACCAAGCCCAUAUUUCAGGACCUCUGCUGCGAAACCGGAUGUCGACCUCUGCAAGACCUAGACCCUGCCUCACAAAGGGCUCAUUGGGACGUUCAGUUAUUGGAAGGUGGAAUCGUGUUUCACUCGAUCAUGAUUGGCGUAGCCUUGGGCGCGCAAAGUGACGGGUUUUCGGUCACUUUUGCCGCGCUUGUGUUCCACCAACUAUUCGAGGGCUUAGGUCUAGGGGCACGAAUAGGAGCCUUGGUGUGGGUUGGUAAGAAAGGUGCUUCAGUCACGAAAUGGGUCAUGUGUGGGGCUUAUACCAUCAUCACCCCUGUUGGUAUUGCAAUAGGUAUUGGGGCUCAUGAGUCAUUCAAUGAGAACGGCCGAGCAGAGCUGCUAGCAAUUGGUACUCUCAACUCCAUAUCUGCAGGUAUCCUCUUAUAUAGCGCAUUGUGUCAGUUGCUAUACGCUGAAUGGGUGGUCGGCGACAUGAGAAACACGUCAAACGCUAGGGUCGCAUCCGCUUUGACUGCCUUAGGUCUCGGCAUAUUCGCAAUGUCAUUGAUCGGAAAGUGGACGUGA